Alternaria alternata is the source of this 1505-nucleotide messenger RNA. RefSeq names its product 2-dehydropantoate 2-reductase. Lineage: Eukaryota; Fungi; Ascomycota; Dothideomycetes; Pleosporales; Pleosporaceae. Gene Ontology annotation, cellular component: cytoplasm. Gene Ontology annotation, molecular function: 2-dehydropantoate 2-reductase activity. The coding region runs from base 378 to 1397 and encodes 339 amino acids. The transcript has a single exon. Gene Ontology annotation, biological process: pantothenate biosynthetic process. The record is from RefSeq and is a predicted model, not a curated record.
CUUCAGUAUAGUUGCAGUCCUGUCUCUCUAGCAGGUCGGCACAAUUCGUGUUCAUGUUCAUCUUCUCGGUUGCUCCAGGAUCAACUCGGCAGCUUCAUAUACGUUCGAGAAUUAGAGCGUGUUGCACCUUUACUAUGCUUUGCCAUUAUUGCCUGGGAGCAUAAAGUCGAAUGUAUCCGCAAUCACUGCUUCUCAAAGCUACUCGUGAGUCUCUUCCUUUGACCAUUCCGGCCUGUGUUACCGACUGUGAGGUUGAGGAAGCCUUGGGGUAGUUGUUACCUCGGCACGUACCCGGACGCGGAAGGCCUAUCGAUAAGGCGGGCUCUGAAGCUACAGUGCUGCCAUGGUUGCCUCUGUUUCAACCUCCAAACCUAACAAUGUCUACAAACAUUCUCAUUGUCGGCGCUGGCGCCAUUGGAGCGUUCUAUGCAUCUCGACUCGCAGUCAUCUCUGGUAUCUCUGUCUCUGUCGUCUGCCGCUCCAACUACAAAGCUGUGAAGGCGAAUGGCUUCCAAGUUACCUCACCGCAAUACGGCGAUUACACCUUCGUGCCGGCGAACACGUUUGCGAACCCAGAAGAAGCGCGAAAGAGCGACAUACAAUGGGACUACAUAGUAGUCAGCACAAAGGCCUUGCCGGACGUCAGCGAUGAUUCGACGAUACUUGAGGGGCUGGUCAGCGAUAAGACAGCCAUUGUGCUGAUACAGAACGGUUUGGGUGUAGAGGAGCCAUACGCGAAGCGGUUUCCACAGGCGGCAAUCUGCUCGGCCGUCACGAUAGCCACAUGCGCACAGCCCGAGCAUGGCCAGAUCAAGCACAACAGAUGGACGCGGAUAAAUAGCGGACCGUACCUGCCUCAUCUAGAUACCGGAAACAAGAAGGAUACCGACGCACGCGUCACGGAGCAAAACGACGCGUUCAUUGCUCUGCUGAAGGAAGGCGGUAUCAAGGAUGCCGAAGCCUACUCCCAUGCUAAACUACAACUAGUUCGCUGGCAUAAGAUCGCCAUCAAUGCCUCGAUGAACCCAACCUCCGUCCUCACCCAGUGCCUCCCGAACAACGUCAUGUCUCUCGACCCGGAACUGCAGCGCCAUCUCAAGGGCGUCAUGUUGGAGAUUCUUGAGACCGCUCCCAAGAUUCUCGGCGAACCCAUGCCUAAAGAGUUUGCUACCCCAGACCAGAUCAUUCGGUCUACCCAGAAGAACACUAGUGGUAGCAAGCCAAGCAUGGCGAUUGACUGGGAAGCGGGUAAGAAGAUGGAAAUUGAGGUUAUUCUAGGUAAUCCAUUGAGGAUCGCCAGGGACAGAGGAUUCGAGAUGCCGCGCCUACAAAGUCUGUAUGCGAUGGUCAGAAUGGCGCAAGAGGUUAGAGACCAGAAGAAGGAUGUCAAGUUGUGAGAUAGUGGAUUGCUUCUGUUGAUUGUCUUUUCAAUUGCUUCCUCCAUGGCUUUCCCCAUCUUGAUGAAGCGAGCUUUUUCGCAAACCGCAAACCACAAGUCGACAGGG